Messenger RNA from Rhizophagus irregularis DAOM 181602=DAOM 197198, 2505 nucleotides. The record is from RefSeq and is a predicted model, not a curated record. Lineage: Eukaryota; Fungi; Glomeromycota; Glomeromycetes; Glomerales; Glomeraceae.
AUGAGUAUCGUUCCCCCAGAGAAGCAGUCAAUAAAGAUAUCUCUGAUAGGGAUUGUAACUCAGUUUGGGAUAAAUCUUACCUUAGGUUUUGGCACGCUUGUAUUAUUUAGUUUUUUAAGACCAAGAAAUGUUAUAGUAUAUUCCCCAAAACAAUUUGCACCGGAAGAUAAGCAACCACCAAAAAUCGAAGAAAAUAAAUUAUGGGGAUGGGUUAAACCAGUGCUGGAAGCGAAUGAAAAGUCUUUAGUGAAUGAAAUUGGAUUAGACGCUGUCAUGUUCAUAAGGUUUAUUAAAUUAUGUCAAAAUAUUCUCUUAUGUUUAUUAGUAUUCGGAGCUUGUGUUAUUAUGCCCAUUAACAUUUUUGGUACUUAUCGUGAUAAUAAUUAUGAUAUGCCAAGUAAAGAUAAUCCUUUACAAAUUUUAAGCGUCUCUUAUCUUGAACAAACGAAUUGGUUUUGGGCACAUUCAGUAUUUACGUGGUUAUUUUCUUUAAUUAUAUAUUGGUUUAUUUUUUUAGAAUAUAAAAAUUAUAACAGGCUAAGAAUUGAAUAUUUUAAAUCGGAUGAAUAUCGUAAAUCUUUACAUUCAAAAACAUUAUUAAUUACUGGAUUGCCAAAUUCCAAGCAAUCAGAUAAAGGAUUAGUAGAUUUUAUGGAAUCAAUAAAAGUUAGACGCCCAAUUUCUGAAGCAGUUAUAGCAAGAGAUAUCGGAAAGUUACCCGAUUUUGUGGUAGAAAGAGAAGCGGCUGUACGCGGCUUGGAGAGCGCUUUUGUCAAAUAUUUAAAAGGACAUAAUAAGGUGGCAGAUAAAAGACCAGAACAUCGAAUGCAUUUAUUCUUUGGAGCUAAAGUUGAUAGUAUAACCUUUUAUACUAAUAGAAUUGAAACGACCGAAGCAAGAAUUUCUGAAUUAAGAAAAGAUCCAACUGAAAGAAAAGCUUUAAAUUAUGGAUUUGUUUCUUUUGAAAGUAUUUAUCAUGCACAUUCUGUGGCAAGACAAUUAGAUAGCGUUCCAUCUGUUGGUAUAAGGCAUGAAUCACUUGGUGCUCCAGCUGUACAUCUUGCACCAAUACCUAAAGAUAUUAUUUGGGGAAAUCUUUCAGUGCCUGCCGCAGUCAGAAAAACACAAAGGUGGAUCGGACGUUUCUUUUUUGUUGCACUUUGUUUUCUAUGGUUAAUUCCAUUGGGUUUUAUCACAACGGCAGGACAAAUUAGGAAUAUUGUGAAAAUAUUUCCUUUUCUAAAAGAUUUAUUAUAUGAACAUGAUUUUAUAGCAGGAUUAAUAGAAUCGUGGAUGACACCAAUGGUUUUAGCGUUAUUCGUCAUAAUAUUACCAAUAAUUUUAAGAUAUUUAACAAAAGCACAAGGAAUAAUAACAUACUCAGAAACAGAAAGAUCAGUUUUAGGAAAAUUAUAUUUAUUUUUCUUUAUUAAUAAUUUAAUUUUAUAUACAAUAUCAUCAACAGUAUGGGAUAUAGUGGCUAAAGUUAAAGCAUCAAUAGACGCAGGUUACUUAGAUUUAGACGAUUUAAAAAAAAACAUAACCAAUUCAAAAUUUUUGGAUGAAAUAGCGGAAUCUGCCAUUAAAGUAUCAUUCUUUUGGAUAAAUUAUAUUUCUUUAAGCGGUUUAUUUGCUGUAUGGGAUUUGGCUCAAUUGGUUCAAUUGAUUUACAUCUGGUUUAAAAAGAAGCUUCUUAGUCCUACUCCAAGAAAUUUAAAAGAAUUAAGUAUGCCACCAGAUUUUGAUUAUCCUGUAUAUUAUAAUACUCAUUUGUUUUUUUUUACUUUGGGUAUACUUUAUAGUGUUAUAGCUCCUUUAAUUUUAGUAUUUUGUUACCUUUAUUAUGUUUUAGCUUAUCUCGUUUAUCGGUAUGUAUUUAAUACUAAAAUUGAGACGGGAGGAGUUUAUUGGAAAGCUGUGUUCAAUAGGCUCAUAGUUGCUAUUAUAUUUUGGCAAUUAACAAUGAUUGGAGUAAUGAAUUUAAAAGGAGCCCAUAUACAAUCUGUUACAGUCGCGCCCUUAAUAUUUCUUACUUUGAUGGUGAAAUUGUACUGUACGAAUAGAUUUGACCAAUCAACUAAAUAUUACGUGCCGGAUAUAGAAAGAGCAGGAAAACCAACAACAAAAGAUGAUAUCGUGGAUAAAGGAAAACGUAAAGAAGAACAUGUUUUUAACGUAUUUGGACAUCCAGCAUUAACAGCAGAAUUAAUUGUUCCAAUGAUACAUGCUAAUGCUAAAAAUCAAUUAAAAACUGUUUAUAAAAAUAGUAGAAUUACUGAAAAGACCGAACCAGGCAAAUCAAAACCAAUUAUAUUGAUCGAGGAGGGGGAUCAUGUUUUAAAAAUUCAACCUGUUGAAAGGAGUGAAUUGUAUAUUUUUAAUAAAUAUGAUUUUAAUGUAGGUUACACUUCUGCUUUUGGAAGAGAUGAUGAUGAAUUAGAAAAAGGUGGUAGUGAUGGUAAAAGUUAUUUAUUUGGUGAGACUGUUUCUACUACUGAAGAUUGA